Messenger RNA from Batrachochytrium dendrobatidis JAM81, 705 nucleotides. RefSeq lists its product as uncharacterized. The coding region runs from base 1 to 705 and encodes 234 amino acids. The record is from RefSeq and is a predicted model, not a curated record. NCBI's taxonomy places the organism in Eukaryota, Fungi, Chytridiomycota, Chytridiomycetes, Rhizophydiales. The transcript has 5 exons.
AUGAAUAUUGAAACAACAAACACAGCAACAACACAACUGUUGAAUGAAUACUACCAAAUCAGCACUCAAGCCAUACCAACACAGAGAGUCAAGUCUGAAUGGCAGGAUGACAACAAACGAGCUGUCACUCCAGUUUCAUCAAACCCAACAUCAAGAACCAACUCUGCUGAUGAUCUGGACUAUGUUGCAAAAUUUGGUAAACUAAAGCAAUAUGUGGAUGUAGUGGAUGACAAACUGGUGAUCAAAGUGAUCAAUGAGACGAAUGAUCUGACAAGUGACAAGCACAAGAAGUGGAUUGAGACAAUUGAAGAUUUGAAAGUUAUCCGCAGAACAAGGCAAAAGAGAUGGACUGACAAUCGACAAACAGUCGAAUCCAACAGUGAAAUGACAUUGUAUUUCAUUCACAACAAUCUCACUCGACUACCAAACAGGAACGCACUAGAGUUACACAAGACAACAUGUCUCAUUUGGUGUAUUGCUGGUGGUGCGGAGUUUGAUGAUGAAUAUUGUCCAUAUGAUGAUGAUGGCUGUACUCCUGUAGAUUACCAGAAUUCCAGUGAUGAUGAUAUUGCUACCAAUGAUCGUGGAACUGAUAGUGCAGUCUUUUUACACUGUGGAAUCACAAUCAGAAUUGAAAUUGGACACAUUAAAGUCAUUUGUCAUCAUAUCCCAUGGCCAGAUACCAGUAUUCAAAAUAGGAAAUAG